Messenger RNA from Penaeus indicus, 1993 nucleotides. Its product is annotated as leucine-rich repeat-containing protein 14-like. Lineage: Eukaryota; Metazoa; Arthropoda; Malacostraca; Decapoda; Penaeidae. Gene Ontology annotation, cellular component: cytoplasm. Bases 361 to 1923 code for a protein of 520 amino acids. The record is from RefSeq and is a predicted model, not a curated record. The transcript is spliced from 11 exons.
UAGAGAAUAUUUUGUAAACAAACAAGUGUCAGGUGGAACUUGUGAAUGAUCUGCAAUAUUAUUCAAUAUCGGGUUGCAACUGGAUUAUUAGAAGGAUUUUUUAAUCGAACGGUAAUAGAAAAAGCACCAGAGACGCGAUCUCGAGGUCUGAUUGCUUCAUAGGGUAAAAAUAAAGGUGAAAACGACGGAAAAAAAACUUUGUACUCUAUUCUUGGACCGAGAACAUCCCAGACAACACACAGUGCUAUGAAGCUUGAGUAUUGUAGUACACAGUGGAUGCUGAAGAAACACAAAAGUAAAUAGAUCAGUGAUCUGAUUGAGAAGUAGCCACACAAGUGCAUAGGAAUUGAAAUUUGGGAAAUGUUGGAAGGCAGUUUUUAUCAUCUGCUUGAAUCCUUGCUUCCUCCCACCAAGUCCCCAACUGAUCAUCUAAAAUUGAGGAAAGAUGGUAGAAGGUUCAGCAUUGUGCAUGGGCAAGACUUGCUCAGACUGGAAUACCUCAGUGCCUGUAAGGUGAUGCAAGACAGGGAGACAACAGCACGACUCCUGCCUGCAGUGCCGCACAAACUCUACCCAGCGCUCUUCGAGGCUGCAAUCCUGCACAGUUUCUAUUCAAGGAAAGGUCCUGGAUGGAAACAGACAACACUGUCAUCUUCUGUGAUUCCUUUAAUACUACAUUGGCCAUAUGAAACAAUGUGUGUGCGAGAUCUUAUUCCACCGCUGCCUCCCCCCUUGCGAAAAUGCCGAGGUGAUACUUUAAACACUGUAGGGCAGAGACUUCAACAUUUUUAUGAUAAUGUCAUGCAUCUAAUACCUCAUACUUUUCUUCAAGGGUGCACAGACACUGAAGGUGAGAGAAAUUUACGAGCCUUGAAGACACUGGACGUGUCGGGACACUACACUCAGGUAGACGGCAUUCUCUCCCCAACCCACCUCCUGCAGAUGGUCAAAAAGGCUUACAAUCCUAACACCUGUACCGAGUAUGAGAGAUUUACGAUAGUAGUGGAUGUUCGUAUAGAUGAUGGAUCGGAAAAAAAGUUUAAUGAUCUUGGCAUUAUUUGUACGCUAAGUCAGCACCAUGGGGCCAUUCUUGUUGUAAAACUACGCAGUGUUCAUAUAGUAUCUGUCUCAAUGAAGAAGAUACAGUACUUCAUAGAACUUUUAGCUAAUAAUGGAACAGAAUGUUUAGAGUUAGAAAUGUGUGAUGUAGACGACAGUGGCCUUGACUCUCUCCUUUGCAUGUCAGAAUGCUUGACAAGUCUCAGCUUAGCAUAUAAUCGGUCAAUUACCUCACUGCACUUCCUGGCUGGAAUGUCAAAUCUGUGCCAGAUCAAUCUUUCAGGGAUACGACUCCGAGACAAGGUAGAAGCUCUAAGCGCUCUGCCGCGAGGUUUGGAGUAUCUGAAGAUGGUUGGCUGCUUUCUCAAAAGUCCAGAUCUCGAGGCUCUGUCGACAACAAGACACAUGCUGACUUUAAGGCAGCUUGACCUUAGUGAAAACUCCUUUGGUCUUCCUGCAGACUUUUUUGCAUUAUGUAAUUUGUGCAAGAAUCUGGUCAAGAUAUCAGUGUUGGAACUAGAGGGCUGUUUCUUGAACGUCGUAGUGCCAGAGUCACUGACACAGCUGGUGAACAUCUUGUCAUCUCUGCCGGACUUGUGCUAUUUGAGACUGACCAGAAACGACUUCUCCUCCCGAGUGAUCCGCAGCCAUCUGUCGGAUCUCGCUCACUGCAAAAGCCUACAGUAUCUCUGUCUCACAACACCAUCGGAUAUGUACAUCAGUGAUGUAUACAGUGAGAAUGACCGCCAGAUCAAGCAGCUUCACAACCAGUUUGAUGAGCUUCUACAGGCAGUGAGAGAAACACAGAUCCAUGUUGAGUGGACUGAGGAGGCUUCAUACAGUCACUGGUUCUACACCAUCUGAUAAAACCAUGUUCGGUGCUAACUGUACUCUAGUGUGUCUAUUCCUAGUAAAGCGAAGUGAAUGAUUGAAA